ACGGUAACCUGGAGACGCUGUUAGCCUGAAACAUGGCGCCCUGUCUGCUGCUUCACUAGCUGGGAGGCUAAUACCCGUUAAAACUCCACUUUUUCCGACCAAAACGAUCUUAAAAACGGCGGCGGUUAGAUGGACUUCACUUAAGAGACCAACACGUCGCGUUUAUUUUGCGUUUUUUUCCGCCGUCCGUUCACUCGCGUUAGCCUCCUGUUAGCAUCUGUGCUAGCUGUAGCAUUAGCAGGCUAGCCGUCUGUUUGUGUUCACUGAUGGCUUUCUACGAGGUUUACUCCCAUCCGGCCGUGGUUCGGUACAGAACCAGUGUCUGUACUAAAGCUACCGUGUUCCUGCUGGUGGUUCUGGGUCUCACCUACAUCUCUCCGCUGCUGGUCGCCUACAGGAGUCAAGGUUUCUGGGUUAAAAGAAGCACGUAUGAGGAGCAGCCGGUGGUGAAGUUCCAGUAUGAGACUCUCCUGGUGGCAGCGACCAGCGUUCAGGGAGACUUUGUGGCCUGGAGCAGCUUCAGCCACCUGAACAACAUGCUGGGAAACAACCUGAGGAUCCCUGCUGUCUCUGUGAUAGAGGUGGACCAGAACCAUGACGGGAAGUUGGACCUUCUGAUCUUCCAGCUGCAGCUUCCUCUGAAACCCGAUGAGCAGAUUUACAGCAUCCAGCUGCUGCUCACCUUCAGCUACCAGCUCUUCCGGAUGUCCACAGUGGUGAUGCAGAGUUUAGCUUACGUCCAACAUUCGUCUUCUGUUCCUGGAGCAAAGUUGUUCAUCAGUGGAGACCUGAAGCUGCAGCAGAGAGUUCCACUGCCUCACCGAGGACUCUACAACGUUUAUAAUGUUUCAGUGAUCGACGGUUCGAGUCCUUUUGCAAGUUCCUACGACCUCGACAACAUAAUUAGAAGCUACCAGGACAGAAACUUGUCCACAGUUCUGUCCUGUCCGAUGCCCGUCUGGACCGUUGGUCGAGCUGCUGGUUCUCCCUUCGAGCUGAACGCUGAGAUUCGUUACCCUCUGGAGGUCAUCAGUUAUCGUCCGGGCUUCUGGGAAACCAUCAAGUUGGCCUGGAUUCAGUACGUCAGCGUCCUGCUCGUCUUCCUCUGGGUGUUCGAACGCAUCCAGAGGUUCGUCUUCCAGAACCAGGUUCUGACAACGGUACCGGUCCCAGUGGGAAAACCUCACCUGUCCUGAUGCAAACGUACAGGUUCUUGAUGGGUCUAAGUCAGGACUUUGGGGAGACCAGUCUGGAACCUUCAUUCUAACCUGAUGGAACCAUUUCUUUACCACGUCUGAUGUGUGUUUGGACUCAUUGUCUUGUUGAAACAUCCAACUGUGUCCAAGAUCAACCUUCUGCUGUUGGUUUUAGGUUUUCCUGAAGAACGUGGAGGUGAUCCUCCUUCUUCAUUAUUCCAUUUACUUUGUGUAAAGCUCCAGUUCCACAGAGCAUGAUACUGCCACCUCCAUGCUUGAUGGUAGGUUUAACUAAUAUGAGCAUACAAAAGCAUUUUUCAUUGGUGGAAACUGUGCUUAGUAUGAAUUACAACAAGCCUCCUGAAUACAUUUCAAACAGCAAAUUAAACAAAGAAGUGCUGCUUCCAA
Amphiprion ocellaris (clown anemonefish) is the source of this 1604-nucleotide messenger RNA. RefSeq names its product transmembrane protein 231 (gene tmem231). Bases 267 to 1196 code for a protein of 309 amino acids. The record is from RefSeq and is a predicted model, not a curated record. NCBI's taxonomy places the organism in Eukaryota, Metazoa, Chordata, Actinopteri, Pomacentridae. The transcript has 8 exons. Gene Ontology annotation, biological process: regulation of protein localization; cilium assembly. Gene Ontology annotation, cellular component: ciliary membrane; ciliary transition zone.